AUGUCUACUCCCUUCACCCCAGCGAGGAGACUCGUCUCGAGUCUUUCACAGCUAUGCCCGCAAUGCGGAUGCUUACGGACCGGUCGAGGAUCGCGGCGAUGGAUGAGCGGCACGCAGUCACCGGCGAAGCGGCCUAAGACUGCGAUCUUCUUUCCAGGCCAAGGCGUCCAACGUGUCGGCAUGGCCACGCCCUGGCUCGAAGCCUUCCCUCGCACCGCAAAGCCCAUACUCGAAGAAAUCGACGACACCCUCCAACUUCCCCUCACCAAGAUUAUAGAAAGCGGCACCAAUGCUGAGCUCACGCUUACCGAGAACGCUCAACCUGCCAUCAUGGCCACCUCGAUCCUGAUCCUCCGCGUCAUGGAACAAGAAUUUGGGUUCAAAACGGCUGAUCGUGUCGACAUUACGCUGGGCCAUUCGCUAGGCGAGUUCGCUGCGCUAGUAGCGGGCGGAUAUCUGGGGUUUAGAGAUGCGCUGAAGAUGGUGCGGAAGAGGGCCGAGGUUAUGAGCAGGUGUAGCAGGGAGGCUGUGGAGCAAGAGGGAGGAGAGUUUGGAAUGAUUGCCCUGGUUUGCGAGUCAGAGGAGCGUAUGCAGUCUCUCGUAGCCGGCGUGCGCGAGUUCCUCGAGCUGUCGACACCAGGGUCGAAGACAAAUGCCGGCGAGGAUUUACCAGCAGUGGAGCAAGUCUCGAUUGCGAAUAUCAACAGCAAGAACCAGAUUGUGCUCAGUGGGAGCAUCGAACGGAUAAACACGCUGUUGACGAACCUGCGGCAAUUCGGCGGACACGACCCGCGACACGUUCGGCUGAAGAGCGACUCGCCUUUCCAUAGCCCGCUGAUGAAGCCUGCGCAAGAAACUAUGAAGCGAAUAUUGUACAAGGAAAAGGAAGAUGGAAGCGAUAUAGUCACUUGGCCGGGCCUUAUGCCGUGCGUAUCCAAUGUCUCCGGCCGACCCUUCAAGAGCAAGGAGCAGCUGAAGGAUCUGCUGGCACGAAGUUGCGUUGACACAGUGCAAUGGUGGCGCUCGAUCAGAUAUUUGCAUGAAGAGGAGAAGGUGAAGAGAUAUGUUGGAAUUGGACCCGGCAAGGUGGGGAGAAAUCUUGUGGGCAAAGAGGUGGGGAUGAAGGGCGCUGUGAAAGGAGGUGGUGUAUGGGGUAUCACGAGCCCAAAGGAGAUGGAAGAGGUGAUCAGAGCGCUGGAUGAUACAGACAAUGUGGAUGAGGAUUAA
Molecule: messenger RNA, 1227 nt
Organism: Trematosphaeria pertusa
Lineage: Eukaryota; Fungi; Ascomycota; Dothideomycetes; Pleosporales; Trematosphaeriaceae
Product: malonyl-CoA-acyl carrier protein-like protein transacylase
Exons: 2
Coding region: 1-1227 (408 amino acids)
Biological process (GO): fatty acid biosynthetic process
Cellular component (GO): mitochondrion
Molecular function (GO): [acyl-carrier-protein] S-malonyltransferase activity
Source: RefSeq, a predicted model, not a curated record